AUGAACCAUUUAUGGCUUCUAUCACUUGUUCCGUUUAUUGUUUGGGCAAGCGAAGAUGAGUAUCGAUUGAUUCAAGAUUUACGUCAGAAUUAUGAUUCUAUCGAACGACCUGUACGUCAUCAUUCAUUACCAUUACGUGUUAAACUUCGAAUCAUUCUUCAACAGAUAGUAGAUGUAGAUGAGAAGAAUCAGAUUGUCACAUUAGUUGUGUGGACACAAUCAACAUGGAACGAUUACAAAAUGAGAUGGGAUCCAUCUGAAUAUGGAAACAUCACAACUAUUCAAUUGCCCAAUAGUAUGUUAUGGAAGCCUGAUAUCCUCUUAUUCAAUAGUGCUGAUGAGCAUUUUGAUGCUUCGUUCCCUGUUAACUAUGUUGUCAGCAGUAAUGGAGAUGUUCUCUUAGCGCCACCUGGUAUUGUCAAAAUAAGUUGUGAACUGCGUAUGACAUGGUUUCCGUUUGAUGAACAAAUCUGUCAUUUGAAGUAUGGAUCGUGGACGUAUACAGGAUCAAAGUUAGAUCUUCAUAUCGAUGAUACGGAUUUGAGUGAUAGACAUAAAAUGGAUUUACAAUAUUAUUUACCAAAUGGGGAAUUUGAGCUAUUAGCAACACCAGCUGAACGUAUCGCCACAGAAUUCAAAGGAGACAAAUACGUUGAAUUGUAUUUCAAGAUGCAUAUCAAACGAAAGACAUUAUACUAUGGCUUGAAUUGGAUAGUACCAUCUGUACUUAUCUCCUUAUCCAAUGUAUUGGGAUUUACAAUGCCGCCUGAAUGUGGAGAGAAGAUAACAUUACAAAUUACAAAUCUGCUCUCCGUUACUGUCUUCCUUGGCAUGGUAUCUGAUGUCACACCGCCAACAUCUGAAUCUAUACCAGUCAUCGCUGCUUUUUUCUCUUUGUCCAUGCUGAUACUUGGAUGCUCCAUCAUUGCAACUUUAGUUAUUAUUAAUGUCCAUUUUAGAUCACCGAGAACUCAUGAAAUGGGUAGUUGGACACGUUAUAUCUUUUUGGAAUUUCUUCCAUGGAUCCUUUUGAUGUCCAGACCAGGCAGACAGUUUCGAAAGCCAAAAAAGGAAUCACGAGCAGAUGAUGAGACAAGUACAACAAGCCAAGCUAGUACAACACCAGAAUCAAGUCGCUUACUUGAUCAGAAGGAUCAAUGUCGUCUUAUACAUCGCAUUAACAUAGAUAAUGAUAAUAUGGAGAAUUGUAAAGAUGCUUCAUCAUUUCGUCCUCGGCUGGUCGAAAACACGGAUUACUUGUCCGUUUAUACACCAUUGGAAUCCGGAUUAAAGGAAAUAGUCCAAUUAUUACAUUCUUUCAAGGAGAGACUUGAAGAAGAAGAGAAGGAUGGUGACUUGCAGAACGAUUGGCAAUUCAUGGCUAUGGUGAUAGAUCGUCUUUGCUUAUUCUUAUUCACUUUUCUAAUUGUUUGUACAACACUAAUUGUAUUCCUAUCAACACCGAACCUUCUGAAUAGUCCUCAAUUUGAUUAUUGA
Auanema sp. JU1783 is the source of this 1497-nucleotide messenger RNA. The record is from the annotation of a GenBank genome assembly. NCBI's taxonomy places the organism in Eukaryota, Metazoa, Nematoda, Chromadorea, Rhabditida, Rhabditidae.